Cokeromyces recurvatus is the source of this 5720-nucleotide messenger RNA. RefSeq lists its product as uncharacterized. Gene Ontology annotation, cellular component: cytoplasm; plasma membrane. Gene Ontology annotation, biological process: phosphatidylinositol-mediated signaling; phosphatidylinositol phosphate biosynthetic process. Lineage: Eukaryota; Fungi; Mucoromycota; Mucoromycetes; Mucorales; Mucoraceae. The transcript is spliced from 11 exons. The record is from RefSeq and is a predicted model, not a curated record. The coding region runs from base 143 to 5668 and encodes 1841 amino acids. Gene Ontology annotation, molecular function: 1-phosphatidylinositol 4-kinase activity.
AAAAAGUUAAAAAAAAAAAAGUUAAUAUCUGCCAAUAAUUUUUUUUUUUUUUUAUCAUUUGUAGACACAAAAAGGUCAACAAACGAUAAAUGCUUUAGUACAAUAUACUGUAAGAGCUAGUAAGGAAAGUCAACUAUUGCUCAUGCCACGGCUGUUGGCUUAUAUUAGACACUUACCUGCAUAUCAAUGGGAGCCUAUUAUCUUGAAAAAGGGACCUCCACCAUCAGAUAUGAUUACUUAUAGUUUAGUAGCUGGUCUAUUAAAAAUAGCUGAUCAAUGCCCUGAGGUUUACGAUCAAAUUAUCCAAACAUUAUGGCGUUAUGUUAAAUUUAUUAUUCAGAUUAUGUAUGAAAAUGUUGAGUUUACCGUUACUUUCAUUUUACCUUCAUUAGCAGGUUUUCUCAGAGCUCUUCAAUUAUCGCCUUAUCUUUAUAGAACUGAUCAAUUUUUGUCAUUAUAUGAAAAUACUAAAGUCUUGAUUCGUGAUGAUACGUUGGAUCUAAUUCAAGUUUCAAUCACAAGCUGUCUUCGUGAUGCAGAAGAGUCGGCUUAUAGUCGUUGUGUAUUAGCUCGCUAUUUGCAAGAUGGUAUUCCCCUAAGUAGCAACAAAUUUAUUCUUGAUCUUUUGGUUAUAUUUCGAAAUAUUUUAUUUCGAAUUCUUACUAAUAAUAACGAAAAAACAGAAAUAUAUCCCGCUUUGGAUAUUAAAAAGCUUUCAAAAUUUCAUUUAAUAACUGAAAAAAAUUGUUGGAAUCUACUGUUACAGCAACCUAUAACGGCAAUAAAUGAUAUUGAAGAAGAUCUUGAAAAAUGCUUGAAGCAUGUUUGCGAAAUAAGUUUAGAUCAUCUAAAUGAGAUUCGUAAAUAUUGUCAAGAAGAAAAAUCAUGGGUUGUUGAUGCUUAUAUGCAAGAAAUUAUGAGUAUAAGCCUGCACAUUUUAUCUUUAAUUACUACUUAUUUGCAAGAAGUAGAUGAUACUUUUAUCGAAUAUAUUAAUGAGAGCCUAUUUAAUAUGCCUCAUGUGUCGGAUCCUUCGAUUCAUAUUGCUUCUUUAGACGCAAGUGCAUUGCUGGCCAUAAAUUUUACUCGCUUGAGCUUACCAAUGAUUAAUAUAAUUUGCCAGUUUUUAGCCGCACCUUUGCAUGUAUUUGAAUAUCAGAUAGAAGGAGAGAUAGGACUGACAAAUGUACAACAAUAUGCUAUUGCUCGAUUAGCUCAAUGUAUACAUAUUAAACCAGCGUCUCAGUUAUCUCAAACAAUCACAUUUACUAUCCACACUCUAUUAAAUAAAACGGCUCGUUAUACAAACAGUGGUGAAGAGGACCCUCGUAUAAACUAUAUACCUGGUAAAUUAGAUGAUAAUUUUCAAGAUUUCUUUAAAUUUGAAGAGUUAAAUGACGAACAAAAGGAGCAAGUAUGUGUCAAUGUUUUGUCUUCGGUUAUUGGAAUCGCUAUCAAGUUAAAAGAUAAUUAUACUACCUCUCAAGCCUUUUCUAUGAUUGUUCUUCGUCAUAAAACAUUUUCAGCAGCAGCAACAGCUUCAUUAAUCAUGCAAUUAGUAGAUCUUGCUCUUAUGAGUCCAAAGCAGACAUUUAUUGAUAUUAUUAAUUAUCUUGCUACAUACAGUCAUGAAUCUCUUUAUAAUGAAGACAACUUAAUAAACACUUCAAUUUUAUCCGCACAAUUAAGCUUAGCAAAACGCUUAAAGGAACAACUAGAAUAUUAUUCGCUUUAUCUUCAUAACCUUUUAACUUUAUUCAUUGAAACUGCUAAUACGAUUCAACGAUCCUUAAUCAAAAACAAAAAGGAACAUGAUUAUCCAAUUACAAAAAGACUCGGUAACCUUUUACCUAUCAUUAGUGCUCUCCUGGAACAUACUGAUUUUAAGCCGCAACAUGACAAGUCUAAUAAUAUGACUCCACUCUUCCGCAAUCUAUGGUUCCAUUGCGUCCUUUUUGGUUUUGUAACAGAAUCAAUGUGGAUUCGUGAAUGGAAUUCUGCUAUGCUCCAGAUCGCACAAAAGACACCUAUACUGAUGCUUGAAGGUACAACACAUUAUUUUGAAACAGAGCUUGAGCAUAACUCCGUUUUAUGUGGUCUUCAGAGCAAUACUCAUUUGGCUUCUUCAUUACGACAAAAGCUUUCUACUUAUUUACCUACACAGGACCUCAAGAAUUUGUCUAGUGCGCAAGUUACAUUUGCUUUAACAGUUUAUCAUGUUGAGAUGCUACGUAGUCGCGGUGGAGACUGUGCUUUCCAUUUAGGCUAUUUUAAUCACGUAUCGUUGUUAAUGACAGAAUUAUUGGACACCAUUUCAGAACAUGUAGUACGUGCUUUUAUCAAGGAUGCCUCUGUUAAAGCACAGCAUCAGCAAUUAGCUGAAGGCUUGGAUAAUCAAAUAGCAAGUCUAUUAAAGUUUUGUUGUCAUUCACGCCAAAAGGUACACACAAUGGCUAUCAAGACUAUGGAUCGCAUCAUAAGUGCUUUUCCUCAGGCAUUUACAGAAGAUUAUUUAGUAACUUUAUUAUUAGAAUUGAUACAAUUGAUGUGGUUAAGUUGUGAAGCAGAAUAUUAUGAUGAGUAUUCUCCUAAAUUUCAUUUUACUUCAUCACUUGUUAAUAUAACGAUUGAGUUGAGUGAUUCGUAUCUGUAUCGUAAAGAAGUUUUUACAAAGCUUUAUGAAAGUGCACGUAAAUGGAUUCAGGCUAGUCUUACACGGGCUCCGAUCGAAGUCUCUGGAUUACUUCAAGACUAUCUUGCAAAAAUUAACACAGAAAUUGGUCCACAUAUAGGUCGGACACUAGCAUUGGAAAUGGGCAGAAAGAAUGGAUUCUCUAGCAGUAUUAUCCCUGGGCUAUCUUCUAUUAUGCCCGAUUCAUCCUCCAAUUUUAUUGAAAAUUUCAAAUCAAGACAAUUUUAUUCAGGUGAAAUCAGUGGUAUGAAUUAUUUAAUGGAUUACCUUCAUCAAGACCAACUCCCCUUUGUUUGGAAUGAUCUACAACAACUGUCAAAUGAUGUUCAAAAGAAACAAACGAUUGAUAUUGAUUAUUUACAUAGUAUACUACAUCGGUCUGCAAGUUAUGCAAUUUCUAUCUAUAUGAAUAAUAUAUCAAAUGCAUAUGAUAUUGUGCAUCAUCUUGUUCGUAUACCUGUACUCAUAUUUACACCUGAAUCACUUGAGAUAGGUGUCAACAUUUGGAAUUGGUUACUAGUUAAGCGACCCGAAUUGGAAGACAAACUGAUAACUGAAAUGAUAUAUGUUUGGAAUUGGGCACAACGUAAUCGUAAAGGAUUGUUUUCUACAAGUCUUGAUCCACAAAAUCUAUUUAUGUGCCAAAUGACAUAUGGACCUCCUAAUAAACAGGUAAGAGACAAGCAACAGCAUCUAGCAACAACACUCUUCAGCCCUCAUGUGAUAUGGAUCAAAUUCUUUACUAGUUGGUUUUAUUCGAUACGACACAAGAAUUCACAAUUAGUAACUCUAUUUGUGAGACGUGUUUUGAUGUCUACGUUAGGAGAAUAUGGAUUAAUGAGUCGUCAUAGUUUAUCACGUUAUGGGCGGUUUUCAAUGAUCAAGUUAGGACUCAAAGUGCUUCAAUCGAUACAAUUAGAAGCUCUUGCAGAAUUCAAAUUAAGAUCAUAUGUAUAUAGUGCUGCAUUUUCGUGGUUUGAAUUACCACCUCAGUGGCAUUAUGGUGGCCAUAAGAGUUUAGCUUUAAAAGAAGUUGAGAUAAUGAAAGAAGUUUAUUAUGCCUUUUUAAAUGAUCGACCAUCGUUAACUUAUCUUGUUACGUGCACAACUAUUAAAGGAUCGAACCCAAAGAUUGCAGCAGGGCAUUAUAUACUCUUGAAAGAUAAAACAAAAGAAGAUGUUUUAAAACACCAUAAAAAUAUGCACAGACUGUUGUUGUUAUUUAUUGAAAAUGAGUUAACACGACUUUCAGUUUGGUGUAAUCCUUUAAAUACUACUAACAGUACAACAGUUGGUUUUAGCAAUAAUAUAACAGAAAAGUCCAUAGCCACUGAUGAAACUUGGAAAGAAAUAAUUCGAUUUGCAUGGAUAGUAUCACCCAUUUUGACAGUUCAAAUGGAUGCUCGUUUCGCAUAUCAACCUAUUAUUCGAAAGGAAGUUCAUAGACUCAUUGCCAAUAACACAUUAGAUGUAAUUGAGAGUCCAGAAGCGCUUGCUAUUUUGUUGAGUGAAGGAAACACGAAAUCUCUUGAUCUUAAAUAUUUGCAGUAUUGGGCUCCUGUUCCCGCUAUCACAGCCGUUACUUAUUUACUUCCCAACUACACUAACCCUUUGCUAUUGCAAUAUGCUGUUCGUAGUCUUAAGCAUCAUUCAAUUGAUACUGUCUUUUUUUAUAUUCCACAGAUUGUACAGGCACUUCGUCAUGACCCUUUGGGACAUGUAGAAGAUUAUAUUUUGGAAACAGCGGCAACCUCACCCCUAUUUGCUCAUCAAAUCAUUUGGAACAUGAAGGCUAACUUCUUUGUAGAUGCUGAUAAGGAAUGUCAAAAACCUGAUACUCUCAAACCAAUACUUGAACGCAUCAUUGAUAAGAUUGUAAAUAACUUGACAGGUGAAGAUCAAACAUUUUAUGAACGUGAGUUCAAGUUUUUUGGGGAGGUCACAGCCAUUUCUGGAUAUUUGAAAGAAUAUAUUAAACAUGGUCAAAACGAGAAAAGGCCUCUUCAAAAGAAACGUCUUGAUGAAGAACUUGCAAAGAUUAAAGUAGAUGUAGGAGUUUAUUUACCUAGUAACCCGGAUGGUUAUGUAAUCGAUAUCGAUCGAUCUUCAGGACGUCCUCUUCAAAGUCAUGCUAAGGCGCCCUUUAUGGCUACCUUUUUGAUUGAAAAGGAAAAUCUUACCAAAUACUCAAUUUGGCAAGAAGCGAUUUUUAAAGUAGGUGAUGAUUGUCGUCAGGAUGUGCUUGCACUUCAGCUAAUAGCAGUCUUCAAGUCUAUCUUUACAAGUAUUGGUCUUGAUCUCUACGUUUACCCUUAUCGUGUCGUUGCCACAGCCCCCGGGCGAGGUGUGAUUGACGUAAUUCCUAAUGCUAUUUCACGCGACCAACUUGGACGAGAAAAGGUGAAUAGUCUUUAUGAUUACUUUGUAGCACGUUAUGGAGAUGGCACAAUUGACUUCCAACGAGCCCGUAUUAAUUUUAUACAAAGUGUUGCAGCUUAUUCGGUCAUAUCUUAUAUUUUACAAUUUAAGGAUCGACAUAAUGGUAACAUCAUGAUUGAUGAUGAAGGCCAUAUGAUUCACAUUGAUUUUGGGUUUAUCUUUGAUAUCGCACCUGGUGGUAUUGGCUUUGAAAGUUCACCAUUCAAAUUGACAACUGAAAUGAUUCAAGUAAUGGGAGGGGGUUCUGAAGAACAAGGCUUCCGACAAUUUUCAGAAUUAGUAGUCAAGGCAUAUUUAGCAGCUAGGCCUUAUGCAGAAGAAAUUAUGCAACUUGUGACAUUAAUGUUACAGUCAGGACUGCCAUGCUUUAAAGGAGAUGGCAUGACUAUGAAACGAAUGAAAACACGAUUUCAACUGGAUAAGACGGAGCGUUCUGCUGCAAAUUUUAUGUUGAUGCGCAUUAAAGAUUCAUUCGCUAAUCAACGCACUGUUUUAUAUGAUUAUUUCCAAAAAUUAACAAAUGGCAUUCCUUAUUAAAAAAAAGCACUAUUUAUUUCUUUUUAAUAAACAAAAAAAAAUUUAAUCAUUU